Messenger RNA from Mycena citricolor, 659 nucleotides. The record is from the annotation of a GenBank genome assembly. NCBI's taxonomy places the organism in Eukaryota, Fungi, Basidiomycota, Agaricomycetes, Agaricales, Mycenaceae.
AGAGUCACCCCCAUCUCCAUCGUCAUCCUCGUCAUCGCUCAUCCCUUCGUCGCCCUCAUCCAUCUCCGCAUCGGCCUCAGCCCCAGUUUCCAUCGGCAUACCCAGUCUCGGGUCCCAAGUCAGCUCCUCGGGCUCCUCUUCUUCAACUUGGACGCGCUGCUUGAGCUCGAACUUCUCCCGCAACAUCGCCACCGCCCUGACCGCCCGCUCGACGCGCUGGUCAUGCAUCCCCCGAAUUUGAUCGCAUUCCCGAAGAACGUCCUCGUAUUCUGGCUUCGGGGGAAGCACCCCAAGGGCUGUCGGGGCUGGAAGAGCAGCCCCAAGCACCCCGACACCUCCGUUGUCUGUUGGUUCCGGAGGAGCGGAAUCACCUCGUUAUCCAGCUGCGUGUCGGGCAUGCCGACACACGGGUGCAGAGCAAUGGACUCGAAGGGGUUGGCGCGAUUGACUUGGGAUAUCUGAGGCGCGCCGGAGGAGUCGAAUGUGAGGGAUGUCCCCUGCACGGGUGCAACAAGCGCAUUCGAAAGAUUGUGAGUCUGAGAGAGUAGCAUGUUAUACUUGGAAAGGAUGUCUGGCCAUGGGUGCAUAUAGUUUGAGUACCCCGCCUCGAUAGUUCUCUGGAGACCGAUUAUGGACUCGAUGAUCUGAUUGGUUUUGAA